This is a messenger RNA of Balaenoptera acutorostrata (minke whale), 1319 nucleotides long. RefSeq names its product SAGA complex associated factor 29 (gene SGF29). The transcript is spliced from 11 exons. Gene Ontology annotation, cellular component: SAGA complex. The record is from RefSeq and is a predicted model, not a curated record. Bases 349 to 1230 code for a protein of 293 amino acids. NCBI's taxonomy places the organism in Eukaryota, Metazoa, Chordata, Mammalia, Artiodactyla, Balaenopteridae.
UGCGCCCAAGCUCAUAAAAGGCAAAAAGCGUGUGUGGUUUUCGCCCUGCCGCGAAUCUUCGAACGCAAGCGCGUUGUUAUCCGCAGACUUUGAAAAGCAUUCGAGGGACCGCGCGCCUGCUCCCGCCGUCGCAGUUUCUAGCGCGACGUGCUUGUUCCACCCGUGGCUCGGAAAAAAUGGAAAUAGAGGUGUGACCAGAGUACUUUGGAGAGCCAGGGGAGUUUCUGACUGCCUCGCUGGUUAAGGAGUACCCCAGAGAAGAGAAGGCACUGGAGUAGGAAGAACUCGCUGCCAUUUGUCAGUCAAGUCCCGGGGGAGGGGCAUCAAGGCGCCCCCGUAUACCACACCAUGGCCCUCGUGUCUGCUGAUUCCCGCAUUGCAGAACUGCUCACAGAGCUCCAUCAGCUGAUCAAGCAAACCCAGGAAGAGCGUUCGAGGAGCGAACACAACUUAGUGAACAUCCAGAAGACCCACGAGCGGAUGCAGACAGAGAACAAGAUCUCUCCCUAUUACCGGACAAAGCUGCGUGGCCUCUAUACAACCGCCAAGGCCGAUGCAGAGGCUGAGUGCAACAUCCUCCGGAAAGCCCUAGAUAAGAUUGCGGAAAUCAAGUCUCUGUUGGAAGAGAGGCGGAUUGCGGCCAAGAUCGCGGGCCUGUACAAUGACUCGGAGCCCCCUCGGAAGACCAUGCGCAGGGGCGUGCUGAUGACCCUGCUGCAGCAGUCAGCCAUGACCCUGCCCCUGUGGAUCGGGAAGCCCGGUGACAAGCCCCCGCCCCUCUGUGGGGCCAUUCCAGCUUCUGGGGACUACGUGGCCAAACCUGGAGACAAGGUGGCUGCCCGGGUGAAGGCCGUGGAUGGGGAUGAGCAGUGGAUCCUGGCCGAGGUGGUCAGUUAUAGCCAUGCCACCAACAAGUAUGAGGUAGAUGACAUUGACGAAGAAGGCAAAGAGAGACACACCCUGAGCCGCCGGCGGAUCAUCCCACUGCCCCAGUGGAAGGCCAACCCGGAGACAGACCCCGAAGCCUUAUUCCAGAAGGAGCAGCUCGUGCUGGCCCUGUAUCCCCAGACCACCUGCUUCUACCGUGCUCUGAUCCACACGCCCCCGCAACGGCCCCAGGAUGACUAUUCGGUCCUGUUUGAAGACACCUCGUAUGCAGAUGGUUACUCCCCUCCCCUCAAUGUGGCCCAGCGGUACGUGGUGGCUUGUAAGGAGCCCAAGAAAAAGUGAAGCGGCCUAGCAGACUCACAGUCUCCUGACACCCUCGAAGGGGGAUGCAACACAAGAUUUUGUGAUCAAAUAAAUAUUCCCCCUCCUUG